Molecule: messenger RNA, 1690 nt
Organism: Perca fluviatilis (European perch)
Lineage: Eukaryota; Metazoa; Chordata; Actinopteri; Perciformes; Percidae
Product: L-selectin-like
Exons: 8
Coding region: 115-981 (288 amino acids)
Source: RefSeq, a predicted model, not a curated record
AUUAGAAAAACAAGGAUUUAACUUAAGUAGAAAAGUUAUUUCAAUCAACUUAGAAAAUAUAGUUCUUCAUAUAUUACCAAUUCUGGGCAACAGGUGUUUGUGGGUCACUCACUGAUGCAGUGGACAUUAAUCCUUUUCCUUGGUAGCUCCUUGGCUGUGACUACCUUGGGCUGGACAUAUCAUUACUCAAAAACGACCAUGAACUGGACCCAGGCCCGACGUUGGUGCCAAACCGAUUACACAGACAUGGUGGUUAUCCAAAACCAGACAGAGAACGACUAUCUGGUCUCCAAGUUGCCAAACAGAACUAGGAGUCCAUAUUAUUGGAUUGGAAUCACUAAAAACCACAUGAAUGAAAAUUGGACCUGGAUUGGGAAUAACAGCACGUGGGUUGGUGAGCAGUCAUGGGCAGUAAAUGAGCCCAAUAACAACCACAGCAAUGAGUUUUGUGUGGAGAUCUAUGUGAACACAGGACGAAACCGAGGGAAGUGGAAUGAUGAGAAAUGUGCCCUACAAAAAUACGCUGUUUGUUAUAAAGCCCAAUGUAAUGCAACAUCAUGUGGCAGAGGAAGAUGCCAGGAGAUGAUAGAAAACAUAACCUGCCUCUGUGAACCUGGCUUUAAGGGAGAUAGAUGCCAAACAGCUAUGGAAUGCCCCCCUCUGUCUCAGCCUGAUAACGGAUACCUUAGCUGCUCGGGAGGAAACCUGACAUUCAACUCAACCUGUCGAUUUAAAUGCUACCCAGGCUUCCUGAUAAUAGGCCCGCCAGAUGUUACCUGUACUGUCACCGGGGUCUGGAGCGGCCCAAGACCUAUUUGUACAAGCUAUAAACAAGCUCUGUUAGCUGUCGUUGGGUGUGGAGCUCUCUCAGCCUUCUGCUGCAUCUGCUUUUGCUGGAUGAAACACAGAAAAAGAAAGAAACUUGCCCAAGUAAGGCAGCCUGAAGAAGCGACAAGUCCAUCCACUGAGGCACAAGGAUGAAGGACAACUGGGACCUCAUUUAUGUCUUAUUAAAAUAUAUCUAUAAUGACCCAAAUGCAGUUACUCGUAUUAACUUUAGUACAUUGUUAAAGCCUCUGAACAGGUGUUUUCAGUUAUUCUGGCUGAUUAGACUCUUUUUAGGUUGAAAAUUGAAAUUGUUUCCACCAAUAAGGAUGACAAAGGUGUCAUUAGUCCCGCCCAAACACGUGCAACAACACUAACAGUGGACUCAGAAAGAUGUCAAUCUAUCCUGAAGGAUUGGAAGAGUGUCAUCCCCCCCAGCCAAAAACACUGGGCUAAUGAACUCCUGUCGUACUGCACACCAGAAAAAAUUAAAUUGGGGAACUAGAUGACUUUGAACUGAUUUGGACUCCUUUUUUGAACAUCCUGACCCAACUUGACAUGACCUCAGACUAGAUGUAAAUCUAUGCUUAUUACUGUUUAUUCUUUAUUUUAUGAUUAUUUAAUAUCUUGCCUUGCGGAGAGAGGGUUUUUGUUGUUUGAUUUCGUUGUUUUCUUUUUGUUUUUGUGUCUUGUUAAAUUUAAACUAUAAAUAAAAUAUAUAAAAAAAAUAAAAGAAAGAUGUCAAUCACUCAGUCUAACCACACCCACAAGAAAGGUCCAAUCAGCCACAUUAACAAUAAACACCUGUGUAGGUGUUCAGGGCCUUUUUAAUAGACCUUUUUCACGGCAGACAUGUUGACAUGUC